UCAUGCUCUCGCACUCCCCUACACACACUCACACACUAGACCUCGGUUGCUUCCAUCUUUCCCAUGGCUGCUCAUUCACUGUCUCCUCUCAACCUCCGUCAUCUCAGCCCUCAGCUUCCCACCGCUACUCUGCCAUCAUCAUCAUUACUCUUAUUGAGGAGGAGUCUUCGUCUCAAUUUUGCCUUACCCAACGCUGCUUCCGGGCAAAGCCCCUGCUGCCAAGCUCCUGCACCCGUCGUCAGAGCUUCCGUCCGCACCCAACUUCUGGGCGAAACUAAGAUUGACGAUGAAAAUAAUAAUAUUCUCAGAGUUGGAGUCAUCUGCGGAGGUCCUUCCGCCGAGCGCGGAAUUUCUCUCAACUCCGCAAGAUCAGUCCUCGAUCACAUUCAGGGAGAUGAUUUGCAAGUAAGCUGCUACUACAUUGACUACAACCUCAAUGCUUAUGCUAUAUCCUCUGCUCAGAUGUAUUCGAACACUCCUGCAGACUUUGAUUUCAAGCUUGACAGCCUUGCCCAAGGUUUCGAGUCUUUAUCUGAGUUUGCACGUCAUCUUGCUGCCACCGUAGACAUAGUUUUUCCUGUUAUACAUGGCCGCUUCGGUGAAGAUGGUGGCAUCCAAGAGCUACUGGAAAAAUUUAACAUCCCAUUUGUUGGUACUCAGUCUAGGGAAUGCCGCAAAGCAUUUGACAAACAUGAUGCCUCUUUGGAGCUUGAGAGACAAGGGUUCGUGACAGCUCCCAGCGUUUUAGUCCAGGGGAGUGAAAUGGAUGAAGCUGAGCUGUCAAAGUGGUUUGCGAGGUAUCAACUGGACACUGAACAGGGGAAAGUUGUGGUAAAACCAACACGAGCAGGAUCCAGUAUUGGAGUUACAGUGGCUUAUGGAGUUACAGACACCCUUCAAAAAGCUAAUGGAAUUAUUUCAGAGGGAAUAGAUGAUAAGGUCCUUGUUGAAAUUUUUCUUGAAGGUGGUAGUGAGUUCACAGCCAUUGUCCUUGAUGUGGGUUCUGAUUUGAAUUGCCAGCCUGUUGUGCUGCUACCAACUGAGGUGGAGCUUCAAUCUUAUGGGAACAUUGAUGUAAGUGACCAGGAUGCAAUAUUCAAUUAUCGCCGAAAGUACCUUCCUACACGGCAGGUCACUUAUCAUACUCCACCUCGUUUUCCACUGGAUGUCAUCAAAACCAUUCGAGAAGGAGCCUCAUUAUUAUUUAAGCAGCUUGGCCUGCGUGAUUUUGCUAGAAUUGAUGGUUGGUUUUUGCCACCUUCUGUUAAUGCCUCAUAUUUCCCAGAGAAUAAGUUUGGAAAGUCUGAGUUGGGAACUGUAUUAUUUACUGAUAUCAACUUGAUUAGUGGUAUGGAGCAAACAAGUUUCUUAUUUCAGCAAGCAUCAAAGGUUGGCUUUUCCCACUCAAAUAUCCUUCGGACAAUUAUUCAACGUGCUUGCCUGCGAUUCCCCAACCUUUUGACAUACAAUAUCAUAUCAAAUACGUCAUCAAGGAGAUUCAAAUCUUUGCCAUCCACGGGAUCACUUCCUGUAAAUCCACAUGCCAGAAAAGUUUUUGUUAUCUUUGGUGGAGACACUUCUGAACGACAAGUAUCCCUGAUGAGUGGAACCAAUGUUUGGCUGAACUUGCGAGCUUCUGAUGAUCUUGAAGUAACACCUUGUUUACUAGCCCCAUCAAAUGGUUAUUCAUCUGGCUUGGAAUCUACUGGGAAGGAAAUCAAAGUGAGCUCUAGGACGGUUUGGACAUUACCGUAUUCCCUUGUUCUUAGACAUACUACAGAAGAAGUUCUUGAUGCAUGUAUUGAGGCAAUAGAACCCACACAAGCAGCAUUGACAUCUCAUUUACGUAAACAAGUAAUGGAUGAUCUCAUGGAAGGAUUGAGCAAACACAAUUGGUUCAGGGGAUUUGAUAUUUCUGAUGAUUUACCAAAGAGACUUUCCUUGGAGCAGUGGAUCAAACUGGCUAAGGAAAUUCAGGCAACAGUUUUUAUUGCAGUGCAUGGAGGCAUAGGUGAAGAUGGUACCCUGCAGUCUCUGCUAGAAGCUGAAGGAGUUCCUCAUACUGGUCCAGGAUUGACGGCUUCCAAAAUAUGCAUGGACAAAGUUGCUACAUCGCAUGCCCUUCAAAAUCUUAAGGAUUGUGGAGUCCUUACAAUCAACAAAGAAGUGAGGAGUAAAGGAGAUUUGCUGAAAAUACCUGUACUUGACGUUUGGCAAGAUCUGAGAGCCAAACUUCAGACUGAAACAUUAUGUGUUAAACCAGCAAGAGAUGGAUGUUCUACGGGGGUUGCAAGAUUAUGCUGUGAUAAGGACCUUGAGGUAUACGUGAAAGCAUUGGAAGCCUGUAUUCCUCAAAUUCCUCCAAAUAGUCUGUCAAAGGCACAUGGUAUGAUCGAGAUGCCAAACCCUCCUCCAGAGCUAUUAAUCUUUGAACCUUAUAUCGAGACUGAUGACAUAGUUGUUUCGUCCAAAACGAAGAACAAAAAUAAGCAACAUCUCUUGUGGGAAGGAUGUAGUAGAUGGGUAGAAGUUACAGUUGGAGUUAUAGGAAAAUGUGGAUCAAUGCGUUCGUUGACUCCUAGCAUAACUGUGAAAGAAUCUGGCGGCAUUUUAUCACUUGAAGAGAAGUUCCAAGGUGGAACUGGCAUAAAUUUGACUCCACCACCACUUUCAAUUAUCAGUAACGAGGCCCUGGAGAAGUGUAAACAGCGUAUUGAACUUAUUGCAAACACACUGCAGUUAGAAGGAUUUUCGCGUGUUGAUGCAUUUGUCAAUGCCGACAGCGGUGAGGUGCUGAUUAUUGAAGUGAAUACGGUGCCUGGGAUGACACCUUCAACCGUGCUAAUUCAUCAGGCACUGGCAGAAGAACCUCCCCUGUAUCCUCACCAGUUCUUCCGCACGCUACUGGAUCUGGCAUCUGAGAGGUCAACCUGAUUUGGUCGUUGAUAAUCUGCAGACUCUUCACGCAUGAAAAUUUCAAAAGACCAUUUACAGAAUUGGAAAAGAUGAUUUUUCCCAUCAUUUGCAAGUAACGGUGAAAGAACUUUUUGCCAUUUUGUAUUGAUGAUUAUGUCUGUUUAGAACCGUAAAAGUAUGUCGUAAGUUGCGCCAUCUAUUUUCACGUCCGAAAGAAUAUCCAACGGCUGUUAAGAAGUACUACAAUACUCUGAAAAUAAAAUAAAACAAA
Coffea eugenioides is the source of this 3187-nucleotide messenger RNA. RefSeq lists its product as uncharacterized. Gene Ontology annotation, cellular component: chloroplast. Gene Ontology annotation, molecular function: D-alanine-D-alanine ligase activity; ATP binding; metal ion binding. Gene Ontology annotation, biological process: peptidoglycan biosynthetic process. The transcript has 24 exons. Bases 64 to 2934 code for a protein of 956 amino acids. The record is from RefSeq and is a predicted model, not a curated record. NCBI's taxonomy places the organism in Eukaryota, Viridiplantae, Streptophyta, Magnoliopsida, Gentianales, Rubiaceae.